Aspergillus luchuensis is the source of this 897-nucleotide messenger RNA. It is a transcript of the gene UBC6, whose product is annotated as ubiquitin-conjugating enzyme E2. The record is from RefSeq and is a predicted model, not a curated record. Bases 1 to 897 code for a protein of 298 amino acids. NCBI's taxonomy places the organism in Eukaryota, Fungi, Ascomycota, Eurotiomycetes, Eurotiales, Aspergillaceae. The transcript has 2 exons.
AUGGCGACGAAAGCGGCUUUCAAGCGCCUCACUCGCGAAUACCAGAACAUUCAAAAGAACCCCCCGCCUUACAUUGUGGCACAUCCGUCGGAGUCCAAUAUACUCGAGUACGUCAUUUGUAGCACCAUCACUACCUGCGUCGUCUGCUUGCGACUAAAGUUGACCUUUCCAUCUAGAUGGCACUAUAUUCUCACGGGACCCCCAGGCACACCGUAUGAAAAUGGCCAGUAUUGGGGUACCCUAAUGUUCCCUCCCGAGUACCCAUUUGCUCCUCCGGCUAUUCGCAUGCACACUCCUAGCGGUCGCUUUCAACCAUCAACUCGGCUAUGCCUCAGCAUCAGUGACUUCCAUCCAAAGUCAUUCAAUCCCGCUUGGGAGGUUUCUACCAUUCUCAUCGGCUUGCUCUCCUUUAUGACGAGCGAGGAGAUGACCACCGGAAGCGUGAGCGCAUCGGAAGCAGAGCGACGAGUGCUGGCAGCGCGGUCUAGGUGGUGGAAUUCUACUGGUGGCGGUUCCCAUGUCAGCGCGACCCCAGGCGUGACCCCUACUGCCAAGGGUAUCAACAAUGUGAAAGCUGGAGACGGCGGUCUAAAGUUUCGCUCGGAGUGGCCAGAGCUUGACCAAGAAAAUUGGAGGUGGAUGAAGGAUAGUCGCAUUGACACCAACACUGGUCAGCUCAUGCCUGAUCCUAGUGCGGCUAGAUGCUCUCCAGAGACAAGUGCGCUUCGCCGACGACCGAAUGGUAGCGCUCCGGGACUCGGCGCGGUGAUGGAAGGCGGCCAUGUCGCUCGAGAAGCAGGUCAAGGCUGGGUCCGCCGCAACAAGAUCUGGCUUGGGUUUGCAAUUCUAUUCGGAUAUGCACUUCUGACCAGGCUGGUGAAGGAUGUCCAAGGCUAA